AUGGUGGACAGGUCCCGCCCCGCCGCUAGUGCCAGCGUCGAGGACAUCGGGACGAUGCGCUCGCUCACUGGUGGUGGCUGGCCUGUCGUCCUUGUUCCUCCUACGUCCGGAGAAGAGGGGUCGCCGGUCAGCUACGCAGUGUCGGAAAUUCCAGAGAGGAAGGGUGCACGACCAAAGAUGGAUCAUGCAUGCAAGCGCACAGUCCAGGCUUAA
Messenger RNA from Aspergillus tubingensis, 213 nucleotides. RefSeq names its product regulator of nitrogen metabolite repression. The transcript is spliced from 3 exons. NCBI's taxonomy places the organism in Eukaryota, Fungi, Ascomycota, Eurotiomycetes, Eurotiales, Aspergillaceae. The record is from RefSeq and is a predicted model, not a curated record. The coding region runs from base 1 to 213 and encodes 70 amino acids.